Molecule: messenger RNA, 561 nt
Organism: Emiliania huxleyi CCMP1516
Lineage: Eukaryota; Haptophyta; Isochrysidales; Noelaerhabdaceae
Exons: 2
Coding region: 1-561 (186 amino acids)
Biological process (GO): phospholipid biosynthetic process
Cellular component (GO): membrane
Molecular function (GO): phosphotransferase activity, for other substituted phosphate groups
Source: RefSeq, a predicted model, not a curated record
AUGGUGCUGUGGCCGCCCAACCUAAUUGGCUACGUGCGCGUGGCGACGCUGUGCGCGGCGAUGCAUGCGGCCGAUCCGGCAGGAUCCGACGCCGUCUGGUUUUGCUUCGUCAGCCUCUUCCUCGACUACCUCGACGGCCCGUGCGCGCGCUACCUCAACAUGUGUAGCCAGUUCGGCGACCUGCUCGACCACUACACGGAUCACGUUACGAUGCAGUGGCUCGUGUACGUCACCGCCAGCGCCGGCCCGUUCGGGCGCGCCAACCUCGCGGUGAGCACGCUACACAACGGAGUCGCGUUUGCGUACAUGGCGCUGCGUGGGCACUACUUCAAGCACUCGGAGAGGGGUAACAUCGUGACGCGGACGAUCGAGGCCAACAACUACUGGAACAUGGCCUCGAUGCUCUACGCCGCCAACUGCAUCCUCAUCCCGCUCGUGAAGCUCUCCUUCGCGGGCCACCACGGGAUGACGCCGCCCGACGCGUCCGCUCCGCUCAUCGACGUCGUCGACGCGGUCGGCGCUGCCGUCACGCUGUCCUACAGCUUCGCCGUCUGGCUCUAG